AUGUAGAAAAAAGAUGACUACAAGGUGGAAAAAUUGCAAAACACCUUUCAGGGUUUACCUGCAGUUUUUCGCAGCAAGAGUGUGGAGACUCGGCAAAGAACUGCAGAAUAAGACUUGAAUUAUGAAUUGAAGUAUGAAUAUUGAAGUCUGAAUUAUGCUCUGGGGCAGGACCUGGAGACAGAAAAAACAGCAAAUUAGCAGAUGCCUUUGGGAAAAGGCCCCAGCCCAGCUCUUCCUGACAUCACCUGGAAAACUCCUGCCUGGGGAAUUGAAGGCACAUAAGAUGCUGCAGUUCCAGCUGGUGGUGGUGCAUUUGGCCCUGGUGAUUGCCCUGCUGUGGUGGAACUCCAGCUCUGUGCUCCUUGCACAGGCAGCUCCAGAGCCUCUGGAGCCUCCUGCUGCUCUGGGCGUGGGAGACCAUCCCAUUGCCAGUGAAGAGAAAUCAGCCACCAACCUGGCAGCCAAACUGUUCCUGCUUGAUGACUUGGUAUCUCUGGAGAACGAGGUGACUGAGACCAAGAAGAAAAGAAGCUUCCCAGGAUUUGGCUCCCCCAUUGACAGAAUUUCCUCAUCCUCUGUGGAUGCUAAGGGCAAGCAGAGCAUGUUUUCCCUUUCCAGGCAAAGAAAAAAAAAAAAAGGAAAGCGCUGGAGCUGCCUAAGAGAAGGUUUGGAGUUCCUCUGGACCGGAUUGGAGUGAGCCAGCUUGGUGACACCAGGGGUUAGCAGCUCCUGCAGAUGCUUCUAUUCUGAAUGAGUGAUGCUGUAUUGGAAACAUUACAGAGUUUUGGAAGAUGCCUCACAGCAUGUCUUGUCUUUGCCUAAUGAUACAGCACUCAAGGAAUUGACCUCCUGCAAAAUCUGUUUCAAGUUGCAUUUUACAAAUGUUGCAUUUGCAAAUAAUAACAUGUUCAGUUCAUCAGGUCAGAAUGCUCACAGCUGUGCACUGUGUCACUGGUAGGAGGGAACAGAGAAUAUGUAUAUAUUUUUAUUGCAUGGCAUUUAUCUGUUAAACUUGCAGAAUUUUAUUAUCCCAGGCAGAACUGAGUUUUUUGGAUUGAAAAUAAAACUUCCAGAGAUGCCAACAGCAGUCCAUGAAAAGCAAAGAGUUUGCUUUGCACAUUUCUUUCUGGAGGGGAGCUGAUCAGUAGAUGAAGGGAGGAUAUAGCAGUUAUGGGACAAAGCUAGAAUGCUUUUGAUCUGCUGCUUGGGAGGAGAUGUUUUCGGAGUUACUCUGAAUAAGAACAGUGACAAGACCUUAGUGUUUGUCCUGACGUUUUGAGUAAUCUCUCUCUUAUCUCUGCACCAUAUUUAGACAUGUUUUCAUCCUAUGGCAGAUCCUGAAAUGUGGUGAGACUUUUAGUUGAUGAAUACAUUUCACCCCUCCCUAUGCAUAACAUAGGAUAGUGUCCAAAUAUGAGGUCAUCCACUUCCAAGGCCAUCUGCAUCUUGUGCCUUAUUUUAGCCUCUUGAUAUGUGCACAGGGCAUGGUCAGAAUCCAGCUCUAAAAGUUCAAGUAUUUCUCACUCUGGUAAAAUGUAAACAUGUCCUCUCCACUUCAUUUCAGGGUAAAACAGGUUAUGUUAAAUCCUCUUUCAUCCUUUUCACUUCUUCCCAGAUUAUAAAAUACAGCUGAGAAGAGCUCUGGGCUGACAUCUCAAUGCUCAGAUUCCUAACUGAUGUUUUCUAAACCUCACAUUCUCUCUUCUUCUUGGACUUUGGUCCAUAUCAGCUAAAUUCCUUGGAUUGCUAUUCUGGGAUAUAAAUCGUCCUUAGCAUUGCAAAAGAAGAUCCAUUGAGAAAGGGAUUAUGCAGGAUUAAGGGAAAAAAUGUUAUUCUUGCCAAACAGCCUGUGUUAGGCAGGAAGCAAUGCUGGAGAUGGGAAUUAAGUGUUAAUUUCCUGAUUUUGUAUGAGGCACAAAGCACCUGGCCAUCAGCUAGCAAAAAAAAAAAAAAGAAAAAAAAUUAAAAAAUUUUAGAAGUAUACUUAAAAGCUAUUGUAAGGAUUGGGACUUUGGGACAAUUGUCCUGGUUCAGCCAUGGUGAGAGAUGAGGCUCCCACUCAGAAGGGCAGGUGACAUCUAAUUCAUGUGUUCAGACACAGCAGGGGCCUUUUCCAUUUUCCUCCUUGCCUACAGCCAUGCCCAGAGACCAAGGCUGGGCCAGACAUAGAAAAUCUGCAAGAAACUUCACUUUUAUUGAUAUUUCUAAUAUAGGCUGAUGCUGCUGAGAGCAGCAGCAGAAACCAGUGACUCACAUCCAGAGGUGUCCCUGUCUUUGCUAUCUGCCAGAGCACUGCAGCUGUGUUAGGAGACCAUUCCCCCUUUGGUGGGUGAGCUGUCCAUGCUUGUGUGUGAGCUGAAGCACUGCAGAUGCUUUCCAGACCAAGCUCUCAGAGGUCACAGAAAAGAAGAAGGCCUGUAAGUCCAUAUGUGAUGAUCUUGGGUAUUUGCUUCCUGCUUUUCUCCUGAUCACACUGCUAAUUUUCUGCCUUUGAGCCUCCAGGUGAGGGGUGAGAGGUGGGCUCGGUGAGUGCACGUAGACUGACUGACCCAAGAGUUUCAGCCCAUGCUAGAAGCAAGCCUGCAAAUGCAGUGCCAGGCAGUGCAUUGCCACCAUCCAUCCUCAGCCUGCCUUGCAGUUUAGGGAACAUUUAUCUUCUUGCUCUGAGCUCAUCCAGACAGGCUGCAGAUGAUAAUCAGCUUGCAGGGCAGCCAUAUGUAUGGGGCAUGGGCAGAUUAUGGAAGUGGUGACCUGACCACUCAAACAGCUGCCAGCCAAAAGAACCAUGGACAGAGUCAGUGCCUGACAUAUUUUUGGAGACUGAGAGCAGAGGAAUCUAGUGCAAACACAGCAGCUUUGCAAAGACACGGCUGGAUCACAGAAGUAUUUAAUAGUUGGCAGGUAUUAGCUGGGGCUUCCAAAAAAAAAAAAACCAGAGUUUUAAAGGCUGAAAAUUAUGUGCAGAAAUGGCCUUCAUCUGAAGGGAAAUGUGAAAGCAAAGCAGGACAGAGGGGUCUCUGGUGGUGCUGGCAGAACUGGGAGCUGGAAGCUUCAGUCUUCCUUCCACCCCACUGUGUGGAUUACCUGGGAGAAAGCAAGAGUUUUCUG
This is a messenger RNA of Zonotrichia leucophrys gambelii, 3108 nucleotides long. RefSeq names its product osteocrin (gene OSTN). Gene Ontology annotation, molecular function: signaling receptor binding. The record is from RefSeq and is a predicted model, not a curated record. The coding region runs from base 155 to 697 and encodes 180 amino acids. The transcript is spliced from 7 exons. NCBI's taxonomy places the organism in Eukaryota, Metazoa, Chordata, Aves, Passeriformes, Passerellidae. Gene Ontology annotation, biological process: hormone-mediated signaling pathway.